Messenger RNA from Syngnathus typhle (broad-nosed pipefish), 4389 nucleotides. Its product is annotated as bone morphogenetic protein 1-like. The record is from RefSeq and is a predicted model, not a curated record. Gene Ontology annotation, biological process: proteolysis. Lineage: Eukaryota; Metazoa; Chordata; Actinopteri; Syngnathiformes; Syngnathidae. Bases 127 to 3054 code for a protein of 975 amino acids. The transcript has 20 exons. Gene Ontology annotation, molecular function: zinc ion binding; calcium ion binding; metalloendopeptidase activity.
UUUUGGGGGAAAAAACGACAGCCUACAUCAUAAUUCAGUCAUAAAUUAAAAUGAUUAAAUUCAAUAUUUUAUUCAGGAUUUUGCUGCAAUUAUAUUAUUGUCUUUUCAAGCAUUUGUUCUGCUUGCAUGUCAUCUGACAAUAGUUUGCGGGUCUGUCAUGCGGCUGAUUGGGACUACGCAGAUGCAAAACUUCAAUACGUGGAUGAUGAGAUUGAUUACAAGGAUCCCUGCAAAGCUGCUGCCUUUUUGGGAGACAUUGCCUUGGAUGAAGAAGAGCUCCUCAUGUUUAAAGACGCCUAUAAAAGAGAAAGUGCUGCAUCAGUUAAGCGGAGCUACCGUCAGCAUAACAACAGAAGAAGGAGGAGGAGGGCAGCCACCUCCAGAUCCGAGCGGAUUUGGCCCGACGGCAUCAUACCGUAUGUGAUCAGCGGUAAUUUCACUGGUAGUCAGCGGGCCAUUUUCCGUCAAGCCAUGCGUCACUGGGAGAAGCACACUUGUGUGACCUUCACGGAGAUGACAACAGAAGAGAGCUACAUUGUGUUCACAUACAGACCUUGCGGGUGUUGCUCUUAUGUGGGACGGAGAGGCGGCGGUCCUCAGGCCAUCUCCAUCGGGAAAAACUGCGAUAAGUUUGGCAUCGUGGUGCAUGAACUCGGUCAUGUGAUUGGUUUCUGGCACGAACACACGAGACCAGAUCGGGACGAGCACGUGAGCAUCAACAGAGACAACAUUCAGCAAGGACAGGAGUACAACUUCCUGAAAAUGGAACCGGGCGAGGUUGACUCACUUGGUGAGGUUUACGACUUUGGCAGUGUCAUGCAUUACGCCAAGAAUACGUUCUCCAGAAGUAUGUUCUUGGACACAAUCCUGCCCCGUUAUGAUGUUAACGGAGUGCAGCCCACUAUUGGACAGAGAGUCAAGCUUAGCAAAGGGGACAUUGCACAAGCACGAAAACUCUACAAAUGCCCAAGAUGUGGGGAGACUUUCCAAGAGAGUGCUGGAAACUUUUCUUCCCCUGAUUUCCCUAAUGGCUACUCUGCAUAUGUUCAUUGUGUGUGGAGGAUUUCUGUCACUCCGGGCGAGAAGAUUGUUCUGAAUUUUACUUCCAUGGAUAUUUUCAAGAGUCACUCGUGCUGGUAUGACUAUGUGGAGGUUCGAGACGGCUUCUGGGAAAAAGCUCCUCUGAAAGGCCGUUUCUGUGGAGACGCAGUUCCAGAUGUCAUCGUCUCAAGUGACAGUCGACUUUGGGUUGAAUUUAGGAGCAGUAGUAGCUUGGUGGGAAAAGGCUUCUCGGCCAUCUACGAAGCCGUGUGUGGCGGGGAGGUGCAGCGGGACAGCGGCCAGAUUCAAUCCCCCAAUUAUCCCGAUGAGUACCACUCCAACAAAUUGUGUGUGUGGAAAGUCAGAGUGGCAGAAGGUUAUGAAGUGGGUCUUUCCUUCCAGUCGUUUGAGCUUGAGAGUCACGACAGCUGUGCCUACGACUAUGUGGAAGUGAGGGACGGCGACUCGGCGCACAGCCCGCUGCUCGGCCGCUUCUGCGGCUACGACAAACCGGACGACAUCAAAAGCAGCACCAACCGACUCUGGCUCAAAUUCGCCUCGGAUGUCUCGGUUAACAAAGCCGGGUUCUCUGCCGGUUUCUUUAAAGAGAUGGACGAGUGUUCCCAACCCGAUAAUGGCGGCUGUGAGCAGCACUGUCUGAACACUUUGGGGAGCUACAGAUGCGCUUGUGAUCCUGGUUAUGAACUGGCCACUGACAGGUCAAGUUGCGAGACAGCAGCCUGCGGCGCCUUCAUCACUCAAAUGAACGGCUCCAUCACCAGCCCCGGGUGGCCGAAGGAAUACCCGCCCAACAAAAACUGUGUGUGGCAGCUAGUGGCACCCAUCCAGUACCGCAUCACGCUAGUGUUUGACGCCUUUGAGGCCGAAGGCAACGAUGUGUGUAAAUACGAUUACGUGGAGGUCCGCAGCGGCGCCAGCGCAGACUCAAAGCUUCACGGGAAGUUCUGCGGGGCGGAGAAACCAGAAGCCAUCACCUCGCUGAACAACAACAUGAGGGUCGAGUUCAAGUCUGACAACACCGUCUCCAAGAAAGGAUUCAAGGCUCACUUUUUCUCCGAUAUGGAUGAAUGCUCGGAAGAAAAUGGCGGUUGCCAGCAUGAAUGUGUGAACAUCAUGGGAAGUUACAGAUGCCAGUGCCGCAGCGGCUACAUGCUACACGACAACCGGCAUGACUGCAAGGAAGCGGGUUGUGAUCUCGUGGUGAACGGCGCAUCAGGCACAAUCAGUAGCCCCAAUUGGCCUGAUAAGUAUCCCAGCAAGAAGGCCUGUACCUGGACUCUGUCCACCACUCCAGGUCAUCGGAUUAAACUUACCUUCAAUGAGAUUGACAUGGAGGCUCAUCUGGAGUGCGCUUACGACCAUUUGGAAAUUUUCGAUGGUACCGAUACCCGUGCCCCGAGACUAAGUCGCAUCUGCGGUACCAAGAAACCGUCUCCUGUCAUCUCCGGUGACAACACAAUGUUCUUACGUUUCUUCUCGGACAACUCUGUGCAGAAGAGAGGAUUUCAGGCCUCAUACACAGCAGGUGAUAGGAAAUCUUUUCUGUUUGCAAAGUUUUUUUUAACAAGGCUUUUUUUUUCACCCUCUAAUUUUGCGGUUGCUUCAGAAUGCGGAGGAAGCCUUAACGCUGAAGUCAAGACCAAAGAUUUGUACUCUCACGCACAGUUUGGAGACACCAAUUAUCCCGGAGGCUCUGACUGUUUGUGGGUCAUCUCUGCUGAGAAAGGUUACGGAGUGGAGCUUCUCUUUCAAGUUUUUGAAAUCGAGGAGGAGCCCGACUGCGGGUACGAUUAUGUCGAGCUCUACGACGGCGCUGACAUCAAAUCCCCGAGACUGGGGCAAUUUUGUGGAUCCGGGGCUCCAGAGGAAAUCUACUCGGCUGGAGAUGCCUUGGUGAUAAAAUUUCACUCAGAUGACAGCAUCGGUAAAAAAGGUUUUCACCUGCACUACACCAGCACAAAAUUCCAGGACACUCUACAUGUGAGCAAGUGACCCUCAAAAACCUCGAAUCCCAGACUUAAAGGCAACCAGUUUGUCUGCCACACCCAUUCCAGCGUGGAAUCUUACCACUAAGCCACCAAUGUACCACACACGCAUCUGUUAGAGUCAAGCCAAGCAGACAAAUUACAUAUUUACUUACUUUGGAUCAACACGAAGGACUCAUUUGGGGGUUUUGCCUGGUAAGGAUUUAAAAUGCAGAUUUAUUCUAUUUUAUUCCUCUACUGUGUCACUUUGUAUGUGAGGUCACAUGAUCACUUGUGGUUAUUGCACUCGAGUUGUGUUUGGUGUUUUUGCACAUAGAAUUUGUGGGAAGUGGGACCCACAAUUGCGUUACUUGAGAUGCACUAAAAUUCAAUCUUCAUUGUGCAAAUAAAAUGCAAGCUUUUUACUUGUAUAGAGAUGCCAAUCAAAAUAUUUAGAUGCAUCUCAAUAAAUUGGUAGAAAAGUUCAUUUACGUCGUUAAAGUGAAACUAGGUUGGAUGAGGUCAAUUAAAAUAACAUUAAAUAUUUUGAUUGUUUUUUUUAAUGUCCUAAUUUUUUUAUGCUGAAUUUCAGAUUUUCCACAGCUGUGAUCAAAUGUAAUAAUAAUAAAUAUAGGUGAUAAUAAUACCAUGAAAUACUCGAUUAACAUUUUAAAUUGAACUGCACAAAUCAACUUAAAUAAAGUUUUCCACCAUAUUCUAAUUUAUUGAGAUGCACAAGCUUUAAAAACACUUUGUUUACUUUAUUCCAGGUUCUAAUUUUGUCUAAACCUUCAAAUCUGAACACUGUAUGAUGUAGCUACUGAUGGGAAAUGUGAGAGUUGAUGUCCUUAAUAUAAUAAUAAAUUAGCCAAAAUGUCAAACUGUCUUUGUUAACAUAUAGAUUUUUUAUAUAUGCUCUGAGUGCUGAAACAUACUAUAUAGCUCCAUCAAUAAAAUAAUGAACUUACAUUGGGAGAUUAAAAUCUUUAUUAGAUGUAUUACAAAUACACAAGUGUCCGUAGAUCCCGUCUACAGUCUUUAAAAAUCAUCCUAAAUCUACUUGAGUGUCACAUUCUGUACAAAAGAAACAAAAAAUUCACAGUCAUUUUAAAUCUUUGGCAAGAAAACUUUAAGAGGCUCAUUCUCAUGCACUUUAUCCAAAAAUCCCAAGUUGAAGUAAGGAAAGAGUGUCUCACUGAACAUCUCCCUGAAGGUAUACAAAUGCGUCAUGGUUUCUGCAUUGUAAAAGGACACCAGACCUCUUUUGUAGUCCAGGUACACCCCGAUCCUUGCCAACGGCUCCUCCAGGGACAAAACAGUCGGCGGGGUCGUACCCGCCAUGUACUGUAUACCAUAAGAGAGU